UUCAGUUAGUAACGAACGUUCGCGCCAGACACACGUAUCCGCCACGCCCCCGCGAAGCCGCCCUCUGAAAAGCUGGGGAAAGCCAGAAAAUCGUAACCGAAGCGAAGCGAGCGCGCGUUGUACGGCAUCGGAGAAUCCGAAAAUCGGAGAAUCGGACAUCGGACAUCGGAAGUUCUGCUUUGGAGUGGAGCAGCGUCGUCGUGACCGAGCUCAAACACAUCAGUCGCUUUAACCACGGGUCUGCUCUCUUUUGGGAGCAGCUGGUGUCCAUGGAACUAUGCUCGGAUAUAUCAUCGUAUCGCCGCGCCAGCUAAUGCUAAUCCUACGACCAGAUCAGAGCCAUCUGAACACCUAACCAACGAUAAACCCAACUACCAAAAUUGUGAUCUCUGCAUCGCACUAAAACCUAAACUGAUAUUAAUUGCAUCCAACUUACUGUGCGUGUGUGUGUGUGUGUUAUGUCUGUAAAUUUGGUUCGUUGCUAUUAUCCGUACCCGUAAUAUCACGUACACACCAUACCACACCUACCCGCCUGAAAUAAGUCCAAGCCUGCCCGCUAACGAUCAUGCAUAAACCAAAGCUAGCGAAUGCUAUAACCGCUGCCGCCAUUGCCUCAUCCAUAUCCACCAAAAACAACAACAACAACAGCAUCGUCGGCGGCAGCAGCAGCAGCAGCUCCGGUGGCAACAAAUCGAAGCGACCACGUCAGUUUGGCCAAUACUCGAUCGGAGUUGGAACUGGAGCUGGAGCUGGGGGGCUACUCCGGUCGGACGACUCCGGCUUCGACCACCUCGACUAUUCGUCACUAAUUGGGGAUUCGAUUGAUUUAGAGCACUACAUCAGCGCCAUGGAGGCACGUCGACACGACCAGGAGCCGGAUGUUUGGGCCCAGCUGCAGCAGAAGGAGUCGGACAUCCUAUUGGCCGCCGAACUGGGCAAGGCACUGCUCGAGAAGAACGAGGAGCUGGUCAAACAGCAGGAAAAGCUCAUCGAGGACUAUUCGAGCAAAAUUGAGAAACUCGAGCAGGAGAAGCAUGUGCUGCGCCAAAAAUUGGCGAUCGCCGAGGAUGAGAGCGAUCAGCGUGUCCUCGAGCUGCAGUCCGAUCUCACCGAGCUGAAGGAUAAGCUGCAGACCCAAGACACCGCCAUCCGGCAAGCGGAGAAGGAGAAGACCAUCCUAAUUGAUGAGCUGCAGCACCAGAACACACGGCUCACCGAACAGAUCCAGGAGGCACACGCCACCGAGCUCAAGCUCAGCGCACAGAUCCAGGAGCUGAAGGAUCAGUAUCACUACAGGAACAGCAGCCUCCAGGAACAUGUCAACAGCCUGGAGUCCAUCAAAACAGAACUUAACCUCACUACGGGAAAGCGUCAGGAGCUGGAGCGUCGUCUGCAAAUCGCCCAGGAAGAGAAGGAGAGCCUCACCUCGUCGCUGGAGGAGUCCUCCGACAGAAUCCACAUGCUGGAGCGCCAUGCCCGCGAGCAGGAAACAAAAUUAGAGACCACCUUACAAGCACUGGAACGCUCCCAGCGCGAAAACAAUGUACUCAGUGAACGUUUGGGUGCCGACACAAACUCGAGCACUCCGGGCAGAAAGAGUUUGCAAUUCGAAAUGGAAUGCGACGAGGACGAUGGCAGCUAUACGGAAACGGGGAAGCCCAACCAAAUGUUCGUGGAAGCCCGAUCCGUUUACAUACAACUUAAGUCCCUGGUAGAUUCACUAAAAGUUAGCCACGAUGAUGACUCAGGACUCAACUCCGACAUAUCGCUGGAGCUGGAGUCGAUGGACAACACCAUCUCGAGCUCGGAACGCCACGAGGAUGGACACCUGGCCAUCGAGUUUCGCCAGGGCAUGUUGUCGUCGAUGUCCGACGAGCUGACGCGGUUGCUGCUCAACCUUGACGCUGGCAAUUUCAAGAAGAUGCUGGACCAGACGCGCAACCUGGUGCUGGAGCAGGAGGACGAGAUCAAGCGCAGCCACCAGCUUAUUCAGCAACUGGAAGCCAAGGUCACGGUAACGGACGUGGAGCUGCAGAACGUCAAGGAGGAGAGAGAUCAGGCACGCGGUGAUCUCGAGGACAACACGGAUCGGGAUGAGCUGCUGUCCAAGGCGCAGACAGAACGGGAUGCGGCCAAUGAUAGGCGCACGAAGGCCGAGGUUGAGCUGGCCAAGACGCGAGUGGAGCUGAUGCAAGCCAAUAGCCAACUGCUGGAGUCCAUUCAGCAAAAGGUGGAGCUGUCACAGCAGCUGGAACAGUGGCAGAUGGACAUGCACGAGCUGAUCGACGAGCAGAUGCGCUCCAAGUUGAUCAACAACCGGCGAGCGAUGGCCGCCGAGUCCUCCGCCCCAUCGCCACCCAGCAGUGCUGCCGCCAAUCUGGCCAAGCGCGUGACCAGCUACAAGCUUUGGAGUUUAUUUCAGCGAUAAUUGGAGUAACCUAACGACCCGCUGGAAGGUCUACGCCACCCUUCUGUUCUUGAUGUAGGACGGGAAUCUAUAUAUUUUUAAUAUUUAUAUUUAUACACAACAAACAACACACACAAAUCGGAGAGCCUAGGCAUCAUAGGUAUUGUACUUAAUUGUUAUUUGUAUACGGGAAGCAUUGCCCUUCUUCUGUUCGUAGUGAAAUCUAUCUAAUUACGCUUUAUUAAUUUUAAACACUUACCGCAUAUUCGAUAUGAUUAUUGUACCUAUUGUAAUUACUGUAAUGAAACCGUACUCGUACCUAUGUUUAAACACAAAUCGUCUCUAUUCUCUCUUUAUUUAGUUUAUCCUUAAUUGAUUUUAAAUUCCGAUAUGGACCCCACAACUAAUUCGAAUCGAGAGAUAAAUGUUUUUAAGGCAUGCGGUGUUACUUGUUGGGUCCGUUUUGGUCAAAACUGUUAACUGAUAAUCAAAAAAAAAAAAAAAAACAAGGAAACAUAUCGCACCUUUAUGUUGGCGGCUUAAAAAGCCCCCAUAUCUCGGGAGAAACUGUUGCGAUUCAUCAAAAUCAAAAAUAAAAUCAAAAUCAAAAUCAAAAUCUGUACGUAAGCAAAUAUUAUGUGUAAGCAAGGCAUUUAUGUUAUAGCAAAUAGAAAUAUUCAUCAGCUGGCAAUCGGAAGGGCGCAGGAUUAGUUGGAAACUGUGCAACAGACAAAACUUGCCUUAAUGAACGGACAAUGAAAUUUUAGAUUGUUUAAAUAACAUAACUUACCAAUAAACUUACGAUUAUACCACAAC
Messenger RNA from Drosophila melanogaster (fruit fly), 3223 nucleotides. RefSeq lists its product as uncharacterized. The transcript has 7 exons. The record is from RefSeq and is marked reviewed. NCBI's taxonomy places the organism in Eukaryota, Metazoa, Arthropoda, Insecta, Diptera, Drosophilidae. Bases 566 to 2428 code for a protein of 620 amino acids. Gene Ontology annotation, biological process: vesicle-mediated transport.